Talaromyces marneffei is the source of this 1203-nucleotide messenger RNA. RefSeq lists its product as uncharacterized. NCBI's taxonomy places the organism in Eukaryota, Fungi, Ascomycota, Eurotiomycetes, Eurotiales, Trichocomaceae. The record is from RefSeq and is a predicted model, not a curated record. The coding region runs from base 1 to 1203 and encodes 400 amino acids. The transcript has 2 exons.
AUGUCCGACGACGAAUUUUAUUAUGAUGACGAAGAUGACUGGUACUGGUAUGAGGAUGAUAACAUGGGGCUUGGGGACGAUCUAGCAGAAACCGCUGUGCAUUCUCCCAUCAUGGUGGAAGAUCCAUCCCUUGAAAUUGUCGAUACCUACAGCGACUGGGAAUAUUAUUCUGAUGACUAUUACGACGAUGAUCCGACGAUUACAACAAAACAUAAAACAAACGGCGGGCCUCGGAAGAAAAGGCGAAAGCUGUCUUCCAUCGAGAAUAUUCCGAAUCUCUCUCUCGGCUCUUCCAUAGUCGAUUCAUCCAUGGCAAAUUCAUUCAAGGGUGUACUGUGGAGGGUGCCUGUUAAUACAGAUGACAAGAUUGAGCUAUAUGAGCCUGGCAAAGGAGAGCAGGUCUCUUUGCUGAGUAACUGGAGAGAACUUUUCAAGACUCCAAUACCUAUUUCGAAUGACGCUAAAGCUAUCAACUAUGAAACGAACGGCGAUGUCAGGGAGGAAGUUACCGCAGCCCGCACUGAAGUGCCCGAACGUAUGGAUCUCGAAAGUAACAUUGACGGAGAAUACAACAGAUAUUCUCCCCCACCACUUGUGAUUGAGGAUCUAGACAAAACGAUAAGUCGCCAACGGGAAAAGCUAUCACAGCCGGAAUUACCGAUUGCGCCUGAGCAAGUACCAAGAGACAGGAUGAUCGUCGCAGACAGCGAGGAUGAAGAAGAAUUAGAUGAAGCAGACGAAACACCUAUUGCAGUGGCCGAGGUAGAUGCUGCUGAGGACUACAAGGAGAAUAAGGUUCUAUCAGAGAAGGAAGAGCAACUUCCACACCAAACGUCAAUUAGAGUCGAGAUACCGACACUAGCUGCGGUUAUGAAAGAGGACAUCUUGGAUCAAAACACCCCGCCUCGUAAAAGGGGUCGAAAACCGAAGACUCCUGCUAUAGAAAAGGUGUCAACAAAUGGAAACGGCACAUCUAAGAAGGCUGUGGCCACUCAAACGCCAACAAAAAUGGGCGGAAAGAAAGCCUUGGAAAUCGACAAGGAAGCUGACGGAUCAGAAGUCGACAACAAAAGAAGAUCAAAAAGGGUAACCUCAUCUACCAUUAAUAAAGCAACAAGAGACAAUGAAUCAGACAAGAAACGUACGCGUGCUAACUCGAUGGCUUCACCAAGGGAAGAGCGUGGAAAGCGAAGGAAGGUUUAA